AUGUGUAUUCGAUCAAUUAANUCUUAUACACCUAGAGAAAUAAUUUAUUAAUAAAAUUAAAUAGAUGACUGCAAUAUCUUUAUAGUAUGGAAAGGAUAAGUUAAUUUAAUUGAUGAUAACUCAGGAAAAGUACUUAAAACAUUUAAUACUGGAUAAUGUUUUGGAGAAUUAGAAUUUCUGACUAAUCAAAAAAGACUAAGCACAGCUAUUAGCUGUGAUUUCAGUCAAAUUUAUUACAUAUCGAGGAAUUAAUUUCUUAAAAUACUCAACUCUUAUAAUAAUGAUUUUUAGUAAUUUCAUCAGUUGAAAGAUUAAAUUUUAUUUUAAUAUAAUUCAUCAGCUAUUUAAUGCUAUUGUUGUUAAGAGUCCCAUCCUAUUUGGAAAUGUCCUUAUAUUCAUUAUAAGCCUGAUUUAGAAAGAGUAAUAAAAAAGAGUUUCUAUUUGGAUUCAUUGUAAGAACGUUCCUAAUUCAAAAGAAAAGGAACUCGUUUAAAUGUUUAUUAUUAAGAAAGCAUACUUUAAAGUUCAAAGCACAUUAAAACAUCAAAUGAUUUGGAUAACAAUACUGCAGGAGAUAUACAAUAGAUAGGAUCAAUAAAUGAAUCAAAUGAAUCAUCUGAAGAAAGUAUGAAAAAUGAAAAAAAGAGUGAUCAAAUUCUAACAUUGUCUUAUGCAUUACCAAGCGAAAGUAGAAGAAAAAGCUAAAGAACUAAAUUUGCACCUGUAUCUCCUCUUAAAACAGAAUCACCUUUGCCUAAACCAAUAGAUAUGCUUCGAUACGGUUAGAGAACAAGAAAAAGUCUUUUCUUGUCUGAUUAAAGUGUGAUUAGUGCUUUAUAAACUAAACGAAAUGAAUUUUUAAAAAAAACAACAUCAUUAGGUUAAUAAUAGAAUUUUAUGAAGCAAAUAUCUACCUAUGAAAAUGAAAAUCAUCCUGAACCGUUAAGUAUGAUUGAAGGAUUAGAUAAAAUGAUAAUUUACUCUCAUUAUUUUCCUGACAAUAAUUUUGACAAGAUUAUUGAAUCUUUAUUUAAAUACCUAAAAAAAUUUAAAUUAACAAGAACUUACAUGAUCGCAAACAAAUAUUCUUUUGUUAGGUUAUAAAAAUAAGAAAAAUCCUAAGUGAAAAAACCUAUCCAGUUUAAAUAACAAAAUUUUAAUAGAUGA
This is a messenger RNA of Paramecium sonneborni, 1167 nucleotides long. The record is from the annotation of a GenBank genome assembly. NCBI's taxonomy places the organism in Eukaryota, Ciliophora, Oligohymenophorea, Peniculida, Parameciidae.